AUGGAAGGAAAAAAGUUUUAUUGAAAACUCAUAAAAGCAAACACUGGAACAGGAUGGUUCUUCCAACAGUCAUUUCUUUUGUUUCUGGGGUGAUAUUAAGACUAGCAUUGUUUAGAACUUCACUACCCGAAUGGCUUGCCACGAAAACAGAAGUUGUUACUCCGCUUACAUCAUGGGGACGUGCAAUGGAAGGACUAGCACUUCACAAAGAGGGUAUUUCCCCAUACUCUGGUGAUGUUUUUCAUGAGAGUCCUUUGAUGUUGAAAGUUCUUGGAUUCAUUAGCAGAUUUUCACCAAAUACCAUCAAUCUUAUAUUUGUGCUACUGGAUAUUAUCCAAGGAAUGAUUCUGCUCCGGAUAUCUAAUCAGUUUGGAAGAUACGUGCUCCAGAGACAGGCAUCAAGAGUUAAAGAUUUCCACCCAGAUGCUAAGAAGUUUUUACUCCGAAGGGAAGAUGUGUGGGAUCUUCAGUUUUACGUAACAGUGGCAUUUUCCUUCAAUCCGUACAGUGUAGCUACAUGCCUGGCAAAGUCCACAGCUGUGUUCAACAACAUUGUUAUCCUUCUUGCUCUGUAUUAUAUGUUAAAAGGUAAUCCAAUAAUAUCUGCAGUUUUUGUAGCCUUGGCUGCAUACAUCUCCAUGUAUCCCAUUAUUCUUUGUGUGCCUGUUGCAGUAUAUUCAAUAUUGAUGUCAAGAAAGGGGAAGGUGAGCUUCACAGACUCGGCAGCUUCUAUGGGAUAUCUCCAGAUAGUGUGUAUCACAUUUAUAGCAUUGGCUGUAAUGUUACUCUUCUCCAUGUUGUUUGUGGGAUCAUGGGAAUUUAUACCAUCCACUUACGGUUUCAUACUAAGCGUUCCUGAUCUGACCCCAAACCUGGGACUUUUCUGGUACUUCUUCACCGAGAUGUUUGAGCAUUUUAGAACAUUCUUCAUCUGCGUUUUUCAAAUAAAUGCUGUGAUAUACACCAUUCCACUUGCAAUAAGACUAAGAGAACACCCCACCUUUCUGUUCUACAUGCUGCUGUACACUAUCGGAAUCUUUAAGUCCUACCCAGGCUAUGGAGAUGUGGGUCUUGUACUUGCCUUACUGCCUUUAUGGAAGCAUGUUUUCAAAUAUAUGAGGAAUACUUUUGUGACCGUCUGUAUGUUCCUAGUCACCACUGUGUUUGCACCUAUACAGUAUUACCUUUGGAUCUAUGCUGGAAGUGCUAAUGCAAACUUUUACUUUGCCAUAUCCCUUGCAUUUUCUACAGCACAGAUUCUGAUGGCUACUGAUCUGCUGUUUGCAUAUCUGAAGAGGGAAUUUUACCUCCUCAAUGGAGACAAGCACAAGCUUCCUGAUGGAACAGAUGCUCAGAUCAUCUUAGACUCAUGAACAAUGGACUCAAAUAA
Molecule: messenger RNA, 1390 nt
Organism: Saccostrea echinata
Lineage: Eukaryota; Metazoa; Mollusca; Bivalvia; Ostreida; Ostreidae
Product: phosphatidylinositol glycan anchor biosynthesis class U protein-like
Exons: 12
Coding region: 54-1373 (439 amino acids)
Biological process (GO): protein localization to cell surface; attachment of GPI anchor to protein
Cellular component (GO): membrane; GPI-anchor transamidase complex
Source: RefSeq, a predicted model, not a curated record